UUUAAAAGCUGUAUUUUUUUGGUUCUUUUUCGCUGCAAAAUGGCUCAUCUCUUCAGAGAGCUGUCUCUGGGUCACUCCAAGAGAGAGACAACGACACCGCCGCCGGCGACUUCACGGUCGUCUUCAAUGGCUUCCGUUAUACCUUCCGAUUUACCUCCAUCACCUCUCGGACAACUCGCCGUCCAGCUUCCCGAAUCCGAUCUCCGUUUCACUGCCUACGAGAUCUUCGUCGCCGCAUGCCGUAGCGCCACCGGGAAACCUCUCUCAUCUGCUGUUUCAUCAGUCGCCGUUCCUAAUCCAGACUCUCCGAUCAAGGGCGGCUCUCCUGCUUCUCCGGCAAUCCAGCGUUCCCUCACCGCAGCCGCAGCAAGUAAGAUGAAGAAGGCCUUGGGGAUGAAGUCGUUGUCCUCGUUAUCACCUGGAUCUACGAAGAGCCCUGGCUCGGGUCCUGGUUCGGGUUCUGGUUCGGGUGGUAAGUCGAAGCGUCCCACUACUGUCGGCGAGCUCAUGCGGAUCCAAAUGCGAGUAUCGGAGACCGUCGAUUCUCGCGUUCGUAGAGCUUUCCUUAGGAUCGCUGCUAGUCAGGUUGGACGGAAGAUUGAGUCAGUGGUUCUUCCUUUAGAAUUGUUACAACAGCUAAAGUCUUCUGAUUUCACUGAUCAACAAGAAUACGAUGCGUGGCUCAAGAGAUCGUUGAAGGUUCUUGAGGCAGGUCUUCUCUUGCACCCUCGUGUACCACUGGACAAGACGAAUUCUUCUCAUCGACUGCGACAGAUCAUUCAUGGCGCAUUAGACCGGCCUUUGGAGACCGGAAGGAACAACGAGCAGAUGCAGAGCCUUCGAUCCGCGGUCAUGUCUCUCGCCACUAGAUCCGAUGGCUCUUUCUCUGACUCUUGCCACUGGGCUGAUGGCUCUCCGUUUAAUCUCAGGCUCUACGAACUGCUUCUAGAAGCGUGCUUCGAUUCCAACGACGAGUCAUCAAUGGUUGAGGAAGUCGACGACCUUAUGGAACAUAUCAAGAAGACUUGGGUGAUUCUUGGAAUCAACCAAGUGCUUCAUAACCUCUGUUUCACUUGGCUUUUGUUCUCUCGCUACGUUGUAACCGGACAAGUAGAUAUGGACCUACUUCACGCUUGUGAUGCUUCUCUAGCAGAAGUUGCUAAAGAUGCAAAGACAACAAAGGAUCCUGAAUACUCUCAAGUGUUAAGUGCUACGCUUAGUGCUAUAUUAGGCUGGGCUGAGAAGAGACUACUCGCAUACCACGACACCUUUAAUCGAAGUAAUGUUGGUACUAUGGAAGGAAUUGUUUCUUUAGGUGUAUCAGCAGCUAGGAUCUUGGUUGAAGAUAUAUCUAACGAGUAUCGUAGAAGAAGGAAAGGAGAAGUCGAUGUAGCUCGUACUAGGAUCGAGACAUACAUCAGGUCAUCACUACGAACUGCUUUUGCUCAGAGAAUGGAGAAAGCAGAUUCGAGCAGGAGAGCAUCGAGGAACCAGAAGAACCCUCUUCCUGUUCUUGCUAUACUCGCUGAGGACAUUGGUGAGUUAGCUGUUCAAGAAAAACGGAUGUUUAGUCCGAUAUGGAAGAGAUGGCAUCCGUUUGCUGCAGGAGUCGCUGUGGCUACGCUUCAUGUUUGUUACGGAAACGAGAUUAAACAGUUUAUAUCGGGAAUAUCUGAAUUGACGCCAGACGCGGUUCAGGUAUUAAGAGUUGCGGAUAAGCUAGAAAAGGAUCUGGUGCAGAUUGCAGUAGAGGAUUCUGUUGACAGUGAUGAUGGUGGCAAAGCGAUUAUCCGUGAGAUGCCUCCUUUUGAAGCGGAGACUGUUAUUGCUAAUUUGGUCAAAGACUGGAUUAAGGCAAGGAUAGAGAGACUUAAGGAAUGGGUUGACAGGAAUUUGCAGCAGGAGAACCAAGGAGGAUAUGCACAAUCUGCUGCCGAAGUAUUGAGGAUUACUGAUGAAACUUUAGAAGCGUUUUUUCAGCUUCCCAUACCAAUGCAUCCUGCUGUAUUACCUGAUUUAAUCAUUGGUGUUGACAAAUAUCUUCAGUAUUAUGUCUCAAAAGCGAAAUCUGGUUGCGGCUCUCGAACUACAUACAUGCCAACAAUGCCUGCACUAACCCGAUGUACAACGGAAUCAAAGUUCCAAGGUGUAUGGAAGAAGAAAGAAAAGGCAGUUCCUUCUCAGAAGAGAAACUCUCAGGUUUUGAUUGCCAACGGGGAGAAUUCAUUUGGUGUAACGCAGAUAUGUGUCAGGAUAAACAGCUUGCACAAAAUCCGCAGCGAGCUCGAUGCUGUGGAGAAGAGAGUGAUAACACAUUUGAGAAACUGUGAGUCCGCUCACACCGACGACUUCUCAAACGGCUUAGGGAAAAAGUUUGAGCUCACACCAGCUGCUUGCAUUGAAGGUGUUCAACAGCUGUCUGAGUCUCUAGCUUACAAAGUCGUCUUCCAUGACUUAAGCCACGCGUUAUGGGACGGGUUAUACAUCUGUGACCUCUCGUCCUCUAGAAUCGAGCCUUUCCUUCAAGAGCUCGAACAGAAUUUGACAGUCGUAGCAGAGACGGUACACGAAAGAGUCCGAACGCGGAUCAUUACGGAUAUCAUGAGAGCUUCUUUCGACGGAUUCUUGCUUGUCCUGCUCGCCGGAGGACCAUCUAGAGCUUUUACGAUACAAGACUCUCAGAUUAUGGAAGAAGAUUUCAAGUCUAUGAAAAAUUUGUUUUGGGCUAACGGAGACGGUCUAGCUAUGGACCUGAUCGAUAAGUUCUCGACCACGGUCAGAGGCGUGAUGCCUCUGUUCAGUACAGACACGGAGAGUUUAAUAGAGAGGUUCAAGGGGAUGACGCUUGAAGCAUACGGUUCUUCGGCUAAAUCUAGGCUUCCUUUGCCUCCGACUUCAGGGCAGUGGAAUGGUAUGGAGCCAAACACUGUCUUACGAGUUUUGUGUUACCGUAAUGAUGAAUCUGCGACGAGGUUUCUGAAGAAGACGUAUAAUCUGCCGAAGAAGCUCUAGUGUGAAGACUAGUAGAGCUUUGAAUAACCUCACAAGAUAUAUUGUGUUCCACUUGGAGGGAGCAUCCGAGAUUUGUAUAGUGAGUUUCAUUUUUUUUCUUUGAUUAUUUGUUUUGCGUUUUUUUAAUGUUUCUAUACGUACUCUAUAUUCAUUUAUAUAUCGUUUGUUAUUAUUUAUUUUUGAAGAAUAUAUAUAAAAUAACUUAUUCGAUGUAGCUACAACCAGCCUACCAUUGUUUAUUUAUUAACAUGUAUUUCUGUGGCAAAAUUAUUAGUGUCUGUUAAUU
Molecule: messenger RNA, 3298 nt
Organism: Thlaspi arvense
Lineage: Eukaryota; Viridiplantae; Streptophyta; Magnoliopsida; Brassicales; Brassicaceae
Source: the annotation of a GenBank genome assembly